Felis catus (domestic cat) is the source of this 4092-nucleotide messenger RNA. RefSeq names its product interferon regulatory factor 8 (gene IRF8). Gene Ontology annotation, cellular component: nucleus. The transcript has 8 exons. Gene Ontology annotation, molecular function: protein binding; DNA-binding transcription factor activity, RNA polymerase II-specific; RNA polymerase II cis-regulatory region sequence-specific DNA binding. The record is from RefSeq and is a predicted model, not a curated record. Bases 1057 to 1968 code for a protein of 303 amino acids. Gene Ontology annotation, biological process: regulation of transcription by RNA polymerase II; immune system process. Lineage: Eukaryota; Metazoa; Chordata; Mammalia; Carnivora; Felidae.
CCGCGUCACCAGUGGUUUCUGUCUUCCCUGCAGGCCCAUGGAGGGGUUGAGUGACACCUCUCUUAUUUGCUGGAAAAUUAACCUGUUUUCUUAAAACAAACAUCGAUUGAGUGCUGAACGUGUCUCAGAAAUAUAUACCGGGUGAUUUUGCAUCUACUGUAUGUGUGAUCGAAUCCCUUCGAGGUUGUGUGUUGUUGGCAUUCUCCCCCCGAGGAAAUUGAGGGCACCUUUAUCACCGACACCACCGUUUAUUUUGCACGAGGACUAGUGAAGCGGGAGUGAGAGUACUUCUCCGAGGCCCUGAGACCCCCGGACGCUACCGCCUACAUCCACAAAAAAUUCUAGGAAGGGCAUAAGUCUUCAUUUUUCAAGGUUAUCUGCCUGGCAGUGUAGGGUCGGCUCAGAUGAGAGAGAUACCAUCUGUCAUGACUUCCGGGGCCUGGUCACAUAGGGUGUCCUGAGGCGGCAGCAGAUAUCUAAAAUAGUCUUCCUUCCCUUGAGAAUAAGAAGUACCCAAGCAUGGAGAGGCUCGCUAUUUACCGCCAGCGCCCAGUGAGAGCUCGCCCCGUGCCAGGCCUGGCCCACGUGUUUGUUUUUCCUUCCACACACGGCUGUGCUGCUCUCCUGCCUCUGUAGAGGCCCCGAGAGAAGGGACUUGUCCAAGAUCUCAUGGCUCUUGGGUGAUGGAGCCUGGCAGCCCAAGCAUGAGCCCUUGCCCCCGAGCGAGCCCGAGCCGUACCCAUAAGCAGAGGUGUUUGUCAUUCCCCUGGGGGUGAUCGUCACCCGUGGGUUUCUCUGAGGCUCCAGGAAUGCAGGCUCCCUGCUGCGUUCUCCCUGGGAGAUUUGGAUCCCUCGGUCAAGGCCUGGGCAGUGUUUAAAGGGAAAUUUAAGGAAGGGGACAAAGCAGAACCAGCCACUUGGAAGACGAGGCUACGCUGUGCUUUGAACAAGAGCCCAGAUUUUGAGGAGGUGACAGACCGGUCCCAGCUGGACAUUUCAGAGCCAUACAAAGUUUACCGCAUCGUCCCCGAGGAAGAGCAAAAAUGCAAGUUAGGCAUGGCGACUCCCAGCUGCGUGAGCGACAUCACGGAGAUGGAGUGCACGCGCUCUGAGAUCGACGAGCUCAUCAAGGAGCCUUCUGUGGACGAUUACAUGGGGGUAGUCAAAAGGAGUCCUUCUCCGCCGGAGGCCUGCAGGGGCCAGCUGCUCUCAGACUGGUGGAUCCAGCAGCCCAGCGCAGGCUUGCCGCUCGUGACGGGCUACAGUGCCUACGAUCCGCACCACUCAGCCUUCUCCCAGAUGGUCAUCAGCUUCUACUACGGGGGCAAGCUGGUGGGCCAGACCACCACCACCCGCCCCGAGGGCUGCCGCCUGUCGCUGAGCCCCCCGGGCCCGCCCGGCGCCGGGCUGCUUGGGCCCGAGGGCCUGGAGCUGGUGUGCUUCCCGCCGGCCGACGCCAUCCCCAGCGAGCGGCAGAGGCAGGUGACGCGGAAGCUGUUCGGGCACCUGGAGCGGGGCGUGCUCCUGCACAGCAGCCGGCAGGGCGUGCUCGUCAGGCGGCGGUGCCAGGGCCGCGUGUUCUGCAGCGGCAACGCCGUCCCGCGCAGGGACAGGCCCAACAAGCUGGAGCGGGAUGAGGUGGUCCAGGUCUUCGACACCAGCCAGUUCUUCCGAGAGCUCCAACAGUUCUACAACAACCAGAGCCGGCUUCCCGACAGCAGGGUGGUGCUGUGCUUUGGAGAAGAGUUUCCAGAUAUGACUCCCUUGCGAUCCAAACUCAUUCUUGUGCAGAUCGAGCAGCUCUACGUCCAGCAGCUGGUGGAGGAAGCCAGGAAGAGCUGCGGUUCCGGCUCCACGGUGCCGCCUCCCGAGGAGCCCCAGCCGGACCAGGUCUUCCGGAUGUUUCCAGACAUCUGCGCCUCCCACCAGAGACCCUUUUUCAGAGAAAACCGGCAGAUCACGGUCUAAGUCUCUCUCUCGGGCCCGUCCUGCCCGCGUCUCGCGUUUCGUUACUACAGUUACUGUCGUAAUUAUUUAAGGAUGUGGCCCCCUCUGACCUGGGGCGGGGCUUCAUCUGCUCUUAAUUUAGUAAGGGCGUCCCGUGAGGGCUUGAUGUUCGACACAGAGUCGCGUCACGCCUCCUGUUCAGGUAUAAACGUAGGAAAGUGCGCCGAGCGAUCCAGAUGCUGUAACUACCUUCAACCAGUGAUUAAAACAUGUAUUCCCUGCAUUUCCCCUAAUUAUCAUCAGUUGCUAGAUUCUUUCAGCAUUUCGGGAUAAUCAAUAUUUCCAAAGACUCGGCAUUCAGUUGUACUAGCAAAGAGCUGCUUCCAGGAAAAAAAAAAAAAAAAAAUUGGAGUAGGAGAUCAACCUGUCAGAACAAGUCUGCUUUUUGUCUGUACCUCGCGUUAGAGCCGUGGAUUCGCGAUUUGAUACGCUUGAUUCCGCGUGGAGCGUCUCUGCUUUUAAGCACGUUAAUAAGGUUUAGAAAAACUUAGAUAGCAGCCCCCCUUUAGCAAGCGAGCACAGAACUCUUGGCUUGUUGCAGGAAUGCACCUCCUUGCUGGGAUCCGUUGGCAGGAGGGCACUUCCAUCACCAGGUGAGCUGGUAUGUUUUCACCUCCAGACAACGAAGACUUUUCCUCUGGGCCCUUGUUGCCUGGAAGCUUCGAGCUAAGUGUGUGUGUGUGUGUGUGUUUUCAUUGCUGUAAUUCAAUCACCCCAGAGCCCUCACUUUUUCUUCUUUCUAAAUGGUUUUGACCUGUUUUUAAAAAUACUCAUUCUUUCAAUUGUCCUAUUGUAAACUGCUUUGAUAUAUUUUUUUUUUUUUCACAUAAAGUGAGCAGGAUAGAAACCACAGAUUCAAAAAGUAAUUGUAGAUUGUACAAGCAUUUUGGUUUGUGCCUUUGACUCUGUCAACCCAUCGACGAGCCGGUGGUGGUGGUGAGCGUGUGGGCGCGGCUCGGGUGGCUUGGGGACCGCGGAUGAGAGGUGUCGGCUUCUUACCGCUGCCCUGGUCACAGGGUGGAUGGCGGCAGGGACAAGGCCUUCCCCAUCCCUCGGACUCCCUGGCCUGGGGCCACACCAGAUUCUACUCUUCAACGGAGUCCUGUGGUGGGACUCCAGGGGAGGAGUCCCAGUUUUAGCCCCAGAGGAACGUCACGCUAUUUCCUGUCCAAUCAGAUGCAUUUAUUGCCCCACAAUGUGUCAAAACGGCAGCGGCAGGCCGGCCUUCCCGUCGACCUUCCCCGUCUCCACAACCGCUCUGAAAUCACUUUCAUCAUUGAAAAGCACUUAAACGUUUUUAUCUGGGAAAAAAGCCGGUUGUAUUUCGCUAGAUUGGGGUGCCCCCUCCCCGCCCGUGUGUCCUGUGCGAUGUGCUGGGACUGGCAGAGGGUGGCCGGGUGCCGACCCUUGCCAGUGGAAGUCGGCGGCCGGGGCGAGCCCGUCCCACUUGCGGUGUGGACCCCUGGCAGGGUCGGGGAGGGUCUGCGGGCUUUCCCCCCAACUCUCUGUGGAGCAGGGGUGGGAGGGGGAGAAGAGUCGUCGCCCCCGUUCUUUCUCCUUCAUAACCCAGCCUCGUGGCCACCAGCCCUGACUGACAGCGACGGGGCACGAAGGGACCUCGCCUGUCGGCUUUCACCUUGAGGUGUGGGAGGAGCCGGGAUCUGGGGGACGAGACUGCCAGCCUGGCCCCCUUGUAACCGUGAGUCGCUGCUUUAAAAUCCAAGCCGAGGAAGACUGGUUCACUUUUGUGGCUGCUUCCACGAAGGUGACGCAGGCGUGGCAUAUGUAGUGAGACUUUAUGGUCGUAGGCCCUAUAGGUGUGUUUGAAUUCACCUGAAAAUAUAGGAAAAUGCGGCAAGAGUGGCUUCUCCUCUUUGGCGGACAGAGCCGGCCUCACAUUGUUGGGGGUAACAGACCCGUUUUCUGAAAUCACAUCAGAGAACAGCGACUUUCGGUUUCUAGCUCAAACGAAUGGUAAAGCGUGUAUCUUGAAUAUGCUAAAUGAAUAUUUAUUUUUGUAUCCAUUUAAAGCGUAUAUUGAUCUCUUUUAUUCUUUAUUAAAAUAAAGUGCCUUUUUAAAAGCUG